UUAAAUAGUUUGCGUCAGAAAAGUACGGGAACGUACUUAUAUAUCGCUUUGUUUCCACGUGAAAAUUUUUGACAUUUUCUUGUCAAAGAUUGUUGUUAGAAGUGUUUUGCGGUUAUUUGUCAGUAUAAUUUUAGUAAUAUUUUUAAAUUAAAAAGAAAUGAAUCAAAAACAAAAUAAUUGGAAUCGUGGUGGAAGAGGUGGCAACAGAAGAUUUGGUGGCACUAGAUCACUAGGUAAUUAUAAUAAUGUCGGCAGCCAUUAUAAUAAUGCUCAAGAUGACAAUCAGAGAUCUGGUAGCUGGGGCAAUUUCAAUCGUCCUCAUGAUAACAACGGGAACCACGGCAAUAAGAACAAAAAUUUUGAUAAUAGGAAUUUAUCAUCUUUAAAUGACCAAGAUGGCAGUUUUGAAAAGUUCCGGGAUCCGUAUGGUCAAAGGCAAAAUAACAACAACAUGAGAUCAAAAUUUCCACAAGAUCGUGGUCAACGUAACAGGGGAAGACGAGGAGGAAAGCAUUUUGAAAAUGAAACGCCAAAAUCUGGGAAACUUUGGUUUGAAGACAUAAACGGUUCUGAGCGAGGACAAAAUGAGAGCCUUGUACAAAAUUUUACUGUCGCUAAUUCUUCGCCAACUAUCAAAAAUGUACCAGAGGUUGUGUCGUCCGCCAUAGAUACUCAUGUAAAUUCCCCAGCGAUCAAUGAGACAAAUCAGAAUAGUUUUCCGUCAAAGCCGGAAUCGGAAAAAGAACAGCCUCUUAUUAAAAACAUAAAACAAGAGCAAAUUGAAAAAAAGGAGGCUAAACGUAAUUUGAAACCACCCACCUCUUCUAGUUCUUCGGAAUCAUCUUCAGAAAGUGAAAAUGAACUACCGAAAAAGGAAAUUAAUAAAACAAAGGCAUUUAAAGUAAAGACAGAAACACCCGUAAAGCAAAAUCAGAAAAAUAUAAAAAAUAAAUCAUCCUCAAGCUCUUCAUCUUCGUCAGAAGAAGACGGGGAAGAUAGCACUAAAACAUCGACGGUGCCAAACAUAGUAUCUAAAGCAAGUGUGGAAAAAUUAUCUAAAAAUACAAAGAAGCAAAUGGGUAAGAAAUCUUCAGAAGAAGAUCUAAUUUGCCUUGGUAAAUUAGAAAAAAAAUUUGUAAUUGAAGAUGAUGUUUCUGAAGCAGAAGGAUCAGAACGAACCAAAGCUGCUGCAUUAAAAAAUCAAUGUUUGAUAUGUGAUAAACAGGGUCACACUGCUUUUGAAUGCCAGAUGAUUUGUAAGAAUUGUUCGGCCCCAUACCAUAAUAUGAAAAACUGUCCUCAACCGGCAAAUCUGUCUACAAUGCUGCUAACUUUUAUGGAUUUCUGUAUGAAACAAGUUGGUCAGUUUAACCCCGAGCAAAAAUUUGUUUUACCCAUGGGUGCUAAGACAAAUGAAAACCCCCUCCCCAUGUCGGAAACAGGUCUCAAGAAAAUAAGCAAAAAAAGUCGAAGUAAAUCGAGAGAACCACUAAAGAAAACUGCUCAACGAAAACGCCGGCAUACCUCUGAUUCCAGUGAAGAAGAAGAUGAAGCUAAAAAUAAUGAUACAGAAGAAGAUACGUCUGAAACGGAAACUGAAAGUGAUUCAAGCGAAGAAGUAGCAGUACCGAAAUCAAAGAAAAAACGUACAAAGGCGCCCGUCCGACAGAAACCUACCGAUUUCCCCAAUUCGUUUGUGCCACCGUUUUCGUCGUUUCCUGCUUUCGGUGCAGCAGCAGCUGCUUACAACCCAUUACUAUUAGGUCAACUAAUGCAUGGCGCAACUUUUCCCACACCCCAAAAACCUAAUUUUUAAAUUGGUAAUCCUCUCUGAGGCAUAAAUACUUUACAAAUACUUCUACUAGACGUAUACGUAUGUAUGUAGAUUUGUACAUUAAAAAAAAUAGAUUUUAUUCAAUAAAUCAAGUUAAGCUAAGUAAAGAUAACUUCAAUGUAAUAUGUAGAAUAUUGGUCGAUUCUUGGGGAGGAUAUCACCAACUAAUUAUGAAGUCAGAUGUCUGUUUGCACCGCAAUAGCCGAGUAUUUAGCGUUGCGCACUAACAUUCGCAGGAAUAGAGAUCCCAGUCUCUGGGCGACCAAUUGUUUUAAUUUUGGUCGCAUUCGG
Molecule: messenger RNA, 2125 nt
Organism: Ceratitis capitata (Mediterranean fruit fly)
Lineage: Eukaryota; Metazoa; Arthropoda; Insecta; Diptera; Tephritidae
Gene: mbm
Product: protein mushroom body miniature
Exons: 2
Coding region: 158-1816 (552 amino acids)
Molecular function (GO): zinc ion binding; nucleic acid binding
Source: RefSeq, a predicted model, not a curated record